AUGUGGCAUCAUUUCUACCGCCAGAGGGACUGGAUGCGGAAGUGGCCCCAGACCCUGGCCGAUGACCGAGGGGCUCUGGGUCGUCCUGAGGCAAAAGCCCUUGAGCUUCCCGAGUCGCGGGCCAUUGGUGAGAAGCACAUCUCACAGGCACGGACCCUCCCGGUUGUCACCCUUUGCAGGCUCAUUUCCUUUGACACCUCAUUUCGUUCCACCGCUGCCCGGCAGGCAGAGCAGCAGCCUGUCUUCUUCAUAGUCUUGGGGGCCAAGCAGGCCAACCUCCUCGGGCGCAGGGCCGCUGACAUGGGGGCCCUUCGGAUGCUGUUCCUGUUCCUGCUGCUUCGGGCAGAUGAGAGACUGCAGUCCCGGGACAAGAGAGUAAAACCCGGAGGGGGACGACCCAGACGGAAGCCAGCCCCUGGCAGGUGCUCAAGUCAGGCACAGCGGAAAGCUAGAGCCAGACAGGUGGCUGGGGGCGAGGCUGAGUGCCUGGCCUGGAAGCCGCACGGUCCGGGGGCCGUGUGCACGCGCCACAGCCCCGCUGCCAGGCUCGGCGGCCCUGAGACACCGGCGGGGCCUUUGCCUCCUUCUCCUCCUUUCCCUGCAGCCGACGGGGAUUCUGGAGAUGGUGUGGAGGCCGAGGAAGUAGUCGCUGCACUUCAGGAGUCCGUCAGCCUUCCCCUGGAGGUACCAUUCAAUGACAAGGUCGAGGACGUCAUCUGGUCCUCUCGCAUAAGGCUUGCCACGGUGGUUCCAGGGAGAGAGGGACAGCCGGCUACCAUCACGGUGACCAACGCUCGAUACGCGGGCAGAGUGAGCUUCCCGGACCCCAGCUACUCCCUGCUCACCAGCAAUCUGAGCUGGGGGGACUCAGGGCCUUACAAGGCUCAGGUCAACCUGAGGACGUCCCAGAUCUCCGCCAGGCAGCGUUACAGUCUCCGUGUCUACCGUGAGUCAAGGCUGGGAAUUCUAAAGCUGCUUUUUGGGGCUCUCCUGGGCUUUGCACGCAGAGGAGUAGUGGUCUCAGGACUCAGGGCUGUGGUUUGAGGGGCUGGGACCGGAAGGCAGAGUGUCUCCGGUGUGCCCAACCCCAGGAUCUGAGCUGCAGCCACCGAUGCAGUGAGGCCCUGGGCCCUAAGGCUGUUCCCCUGGACCAUCCCAACAUGGUGAGAGGGGCAGGUGCCCCAGACCUUGCGGGGGGGGGGGUCUCUCCCUCCCACCGAGAUUCCGCCUCCUGGCAUUGGAUGCCGCCUCUAGUCCCGAGCUUUUUAUCCUUCUGUGUGAUGUGAGGGCUACUAACCAACGUCUCCUCUCUACCUGGACCAAGUCUCUUAGUGCCUGUGACAUUGACUGAUGUUCUACCUCGAAUCUUGCAGAGACGCUGA
Messenger RNA from Panthera uncia (snow leopard), 1382 nucleotides. It is a transcript of the gene SLAMF9, whose product is annotated as SLAM family member 9. Lineage: Eukaryota; Metazoa; Chordata; Mammalia; Carnivora; Felidae. Gene Ontology annotation, biological process: T cell activation. The transcript has 4 exons. The record is from RefSeq and is a predicted model, not a curated record. The coding region runs from base 1 to 1044 and encodes 347 amino acids. Gene Ontology annotation, cellular component: external side of plasma membrane.